GAGGACAAUGCAUACCGCUGCCUGCCAAUUGUAAACAUAAGGGAUAUGUAUUCACUUAGCAUUGACUUUUGGGAGGGGCCAAGGAAAGGCUGCAGUUUUAUUGAAUAGGGCUGUGUGUGAGGCUGCUGGUGUGCCUUUCUUGCUGCGCUCCUGCCCAAGCAGCCAGUUAUUCAUUUCCUUCCUACUAGUUGAAAACUUUGCACCGCAGAGUGCCUGUGAUAAUCCUUUGGUUACUCGUGAGCUGAAGAGGCAGCAUCUUCCAGGCUCAGGGACAUCAUAACUGGUGGAUUGCACGGAGCUGGCUUGAUUCAUUCUGAAGCUUAUGAUGCAGUGAGGCAACCUUUCGGUUUGGAUCCUUCCAGAGCUCUGAACACUUGAACACCCACCAUGGAUGACUUUGAACGCCGCAGAGAACUCAGGAGGCAAAAGCGCGAGGAAAUGCGCCUUGAAGCAGAGAGGCUGUCCUACCAGAGAAAUGAUGAUGAUGAUGAAGAAGCUGCCAGAGAACGUCGCCGACGGGCUCGACAGGAGAGGCUGCGGCAAAAGGAAGAAGGAGAUCUGUCAGGGGAUGUAACAGAGAAAUCAGAAGUUAAUGCUCAGAACAGUGUGGCAGAAGAUGAAACCAAACGUGCAACCACAAGGGGAGCAGAUGACGAAGCUGCAUUGUUGGAGAGACUGGCAAGACGCGAGGAGAGACGCCAAAAACGUCUACAGGAAGCCCUGGAACGUCAAAAGGAAUUUGACCCAACGAUCACAGAUGGGAGCUUGUCAGUGCCCAGCAGGAGAGAAGUAAACAAUGUGGAAGAAAAUGAGACCACAGGGAAAGAGGAAAAGGCUGAAACGCGCCGAGGACGCUAUGAGACUGAGGAAACAGAAACGGUUACCAAGUCAUACCAAAGGAACAACUGGAGGCAAGAUGGGGAAGAAGAUGAAAAAAAAGAAGAAAAAGACAAGGAGGAGGCACAGGAGGACAAACCAAAGGAGGUACCCAUAGAGGAAAAUCAGGUAGAUGUGGCAAAAUCCACAGAUAAAGAAGAGGUAGUAGAAACAAAAACUCUAGCUGUAAAUGCAGAGGAACACAAAGCAGAAAAUGAUAUGAAUGCUGUGCAGGAAGGGGAGCAGAGUACAACUGAUGCUGUAGAUAAAGAGAAGGAAAAGGCUGAGGAAGAAAGGGAGAAACUCGAGGCAGAAGAAAGGGAGAGGUUAAAAGCAGAAGAAGAAAAGAAGGCAGCUGAAGAAAAGCAGAAAGCAGAGGAGGAAAAGAGAGCAGCUGAGGAAAGAGAGAGGGCUAAGGCAGAAGAGGAAAGGAAAGCGGCUGAGGAAAGAGAAAGGGCUAAGGCAGAAGAGGAGAGGAAAGCAGCUGAGGAAAGGGAGAGGGCUAAAGCAGAAGAGGAGAGAAAAGCAGCUGAGGAAAGAGAAAGGGCUAAGGCAGAAGAGGAGAGGAAAGCAGCUGAGGAAAGGGAGAGGGCUAAGGCAGAAGAGGAGAGGAAAGCAGCUGAGGAAAGGGAGAGGGCUAAGGCAGAAGAGGAAAAGAGGGCAGCUGAAGAAAAGGCUAAGCUAGAAGCAGAAAAAUUAAAGGAAAAGCAAAAGAUGGAAGAAAAGAAAAUAGAAGAUAAGCAGGUAAAAGAGAAGAAAGUACAAGAGGAAAAACCUCAAGCAGCUUUCCUAAAAAAACAGGAGGAAGACAAAGAGGCUAAAGUGGAAGCUAAAAAGGAAAAGUUACCAGAGAAGCUUCAACCUGCCUUCAAAAAAGAUCAGGUAAAAGAUGACAAGGAUAAAGAAAAAGCACCCAAGGAGGAAAUGAAAAGUGUCUGGGAUCGUAAAAAGGGAGUUCCUGAACAAAAAGCACAGAAUGGAGAACGUGAAAUCACUUCCCCCAAACUUAAAUCUACUGAGAAUGCUUUUGGCCGCUCCAACUUGAAGGGAACUGCGAAUGCUGAGGAAGCAAAGGCAGGGUCCCAGGUAGAGGCUGGAAAGCAGGAGGCAGCUGUGGAGCUGGACGAACUGAAGAAAAGGCGGGAGGAGCGCCGGAAAAUCCUGGAGGAAGAGGAGCAGAAGAAGAAGCAGGAAGAAAUUGAGAGAAAGGCCAGAGAGGAGGAGGAAAAGAGGAGGAUGAAGGAAGAAAUUGAAAGGAGAAGGGCUGAAGCUGCUGAGAAACGUCAAAAGAUGCCAGAAGAUGGUGUAUCUGAAGAAAAGAAACCAUUUAAAUGCUUCAGUCCUAAAGGUUCAUCUCUCAAGAUAGAGGAACGGGCAGAAUUUUUGAACAAAUCCGCUCAGAAGAGUGGUAUGAAACCCACCCACACGACAGCAGUUGUCUCAAAGAUUGACAGUAGACUUGAGCAAUACACUAGUGCAGUUGUGGGCACAAAGGCUGCAAAACCAGCUAAGCCAGCAGCCUCUGACCUUCCUGUUCCAGCUGAGGGUGUCCGUAAUAUCAAGAGCAUGUGGGAGAAAGGGAAUGUUUUUUCAUCACCUUCUGGGGGGACAGGCGCACCAAAUAAGGAAACUGCUGGACUGAAAGGUGGUGUCUCCAGUCGUAUCAAUGAAUGGUUAACCAAGACCCCAGAGAGUAACAAAUCAUCUGCUCCAAAACCUUCUGAUUUAAGACCAGGAGAUGUAUCUGGCAAACGUAAUCUUUGGGAGAAGCAGUCAGUUGACAAGCCAGCAGCAUCUUCUUCUAAGGUAACAGCAGCGGGGAAAAAAUCAGAGACUAAUGCAGGUUUGAGACAAUUUGAGAAAGAACCAUAGAAGGCUACUAAAGACGCUGGACCAAUCAGUUGGGGGAAAAAAAAAAGAAAAGGAAAAAUGCUAAAUUGUUCUUUUUAUAUUUAUGUUUAUUUACCAAAAUGUCUUUUUGCAUUAUCCCAGUUAAAACCAUGUAUAUUAGCACUGUAUUUAAUAAUCAGUCUAGACAUUCAUCAUAAUAGUACUGCCUUUGCACAAGAGCCUUUAUUCCUAAAGAAACCCAUGCUGUGAAAUAUAUAGACUCUCCUACUGAUAGUCAUAACAAACUAUAUAUCUGAACAGUGAUUUCAACUGGCAUAAGAGGUCAACCCAAAAUUCAUUUAAAGUGAAGUUGCUUAAGAAAGGUGUGCAGUAAACCUAUAAAAACAAUGGUUACUUUUGGAAUACAGAAAUCUUUCUUUCUGCACUUUAGACUAAGGCAUGGAAGAAAUAUCUUUAGUUGACAAUGUAAUAUUUUCUGUAAGUUGCCCAUGUCAUGAGAAAUACUGCAUCAAUAACUUGUUUUAAUUUUUUUUUUGUUUUAUACUUUUUUUUAAGUAUCAAUUUUUCCAUUCUAGUUUAAGUUAAUACCUAAAUUUGGAUGAUUAUGUUAGCUGACAGCGGUACUGAUAUUUCUUUUUGUUGUUAGUGACUAGUAAUUGAUUGCAAUUUAGAAUAUAUACACACAUAGCUUUACAAAGUUUAGCCUAAAGGCACUACUAACGGUAGAAUGCUUUAAUACGUGCUAGAGUAUUAUAUUUAGUAAUAAACAUACAUAAUUAACCAGUAUCACAGCUUAAAGAAGAUAAAGACAAAAUCACACACUUUUCUAUAGUAAGAUUUCUUAAUUGCCAUUAGAGGUAUGGCGAGAUAAGUAUUAAAAAAAAUUUAAGUGUCAAUUGCCCAGUAAUGGGUAAUUAAAAAGAAAGUUAUAGUUUUUAAAAGAGGAAAAGGUAAUGGUAUAGAGGGUCAAAAAUAGGUCACUUGUAUAAAACGUUGUAGUUUAAUUUAUAUAAAACUACCAUAAUUAAAAAAUAAAAUAAAACUAAACACAGUUGGAGCUUGUUUUAAAUGACUGUACACUAAAUCUUGCCAUUCAUCAGUGCCGUACACGAGGUCCACCCAAAAUGAAGUAAGCCUCUAUCUUUGUACUGCUUCUUCUUAACUCCCUCUCCUGAAUAUCUUAUUUACAGAUGUUUUGAUUUGUAUAUAGUAAACACAUGGCUAUAAGACGUCAGCUUGGUUUGAAUUUACAUGCCAUACAGUUUAGCAUUUACAUCCUACAGUGUAUGGGUGGCAUAAACUGAGCAACUGAAGUAGCCCCCAGGUGCGUUGUUAACAGCUUCAUCGUGCAUCAAAACUACCAGGCUCUCCCUUAACACUGCUUCCAUCUCUUACAGCAUCUGACUUCUUCCUAUAGAGAAGAAUGGUAUAUUUUAACCCAAAGAUGAGCUCCCCUGCUUGGCCAAAACAUCUUGUUUACAUAUAGAGAUGCACAUAGUUAUCUGUAAGGGGUGAAAAUGUGCCUGACGUUGUCUAUGCAUUGUCAUGUUUUUCAUUUGGGGGUUUUGUAAACACUCUUCUGAGUCUUUCAAAUACAUUUGAUAGCUGCAAUAAAAAUGAUUCAUUCAAACAAUGUAUUCUGAAACUGCAUCCACAAUAAAUGGAAUAUUUCCAUCAGCA
Anas platyrhynchos (mallard) is the source of this 4407-nucleotide messenger RNA. It is a transcript of the gene CALD1, whose product is annotated as caldesmon 1. Gene Ontology annotation, molecular function: calmodulin binding; myosin binding; actin binding. Gene Ontology annotation, cellular component: actin cytoskeleton. Gene Ontology annotation, biological process: muscle contraction; actin filament bundle assembly; angiogenesis. Lineage: Eukaryota; Metazoa; Chordata; Aves; Anseriformes; Anatidae. The record is from RefSeq and is a predicted model, not a curated record.